AUGCCAAAUCUUGAAGUCAAAACAAACAAUAAGAUUCUUGAGAUGUAUUCCAAAUGUGGUGCCAUGAAUGAUGCCUUUGUGAUCUUUGAUCAAAUGCCAAAACGUAACCUGACUUCUUGGGAAAUCAUGAUAUCUUGGCUUGCUAAUAAUGGUUUUGGUGAAGCUUCUAUUGAAUUGUUUACAGAAUUCAAAAGAUGUGGACUAAAACCUGAUGGCCAAAUGUUUAUUAAGGUAUUUUCUGUUUGUGGUAUCGUAGGUGACAUUGUUGAGGGAAUGUUGCACUUCAAAUCAAUGAACAAGGAUUACGGAAUUUCUCCCUCCAUGGAGCAUUUUGUUAGUGUAGUGGCCUUGUUUGGAAGUGCAGGAUGCUUGGAUGAAGCUUUGGCGUUCAUUGAACAGAUGCCUAUCAAGCCAGGUAUAGAAAUUUGGGAGACAUUAAUGAAUUUUUGCAGAAUUCAUGGACAUAAGGUGCUCGGAGACCGUUGUGCCGAGCUUGUUGAGCUCCUUGAUCCAUCACGAUUGGAUGAUCAAUCAAGGGCAGGCCUCAUAUCAAUAAAAGCUUCUGACCUUGAAGGGGAGAAAAAGAAAUUGAGUAAUCAAAAUCCUCUAGAUGUUAAGAGUACAGUCUUCAAGUAUAGAGUAGGCGACCGAUCUCACCCUAAUCAAUAA
This is a messenger RNA of Fraxinus pennsylvanica, 669 nucleotides long. The record is from the annotation of a GenBank genome assembly. Lineage: Eukaryota; Viridiplantae; Streptophyta; Magnoliopsida; Lamiales; Oleaceae.